GUCAGGAGUGAUCUUUACCAAAUUCGUAUUAAAGAAUCAGAUUCACUCACAGAAGAUAGGACUCACCUGUGGCAGUGAAACCUCUUCUCAGUAAACUGUGAUACCAGUUAUCAUAUUAUAUCAGCCAUUGGACUUGUAAAAUAGCAUCGAUCUAGAGAUACUUCAGGUGUUCAGAUGAUCGAGACUAAAGUGAGAGACUCGCCCAUCGACUCUGUGGUGGUCUACCAAGAUCGUGCCGACGGUCAAGAGAGGUUGUCAGUUCAUCUUGCUAGAUCUACUGGAGAGAAUGGGUUCCUACCACGCCCAGAUACAAUCAAUACCAGGCCGUAUUUUUCAACUUCGUUCAGCUCCUCUGACCUGACAGACUAGUGUCGACCAUGUCACGUACCAGAACUCUGUCAGGGAGCUAGGGCAAGGCUGUGAUCACUGAUGUGAUAUACUCGUCAAAGGAGAGCUCCAAUGAUGAACUAACAACCACUGGUAGUAAAGAGGAGCUUGAACGCAUCAAGGAAGACGAAGAGUUUGGAUGAGUUAGCUGCUAUGGCUCCUCUGUCACUGGCUAGAGCAAGCUGUGUACAGUCAUCAGGGGAAAAGGAUCGAUCUUCUCCCCCACCAGCUCUUGAGGUUGCUGUAGCUGAGAUGACUACUGGAUUGUUCUGCAACACGUAUGCCAUUCCCAGAGCCACAACCAUCCCAGCUGACAGCACUGAGCACAAGGUGCUGAUAGCUCUGGUUGACCUGGUCCCUGAGCUGACGUACAGCUCUGUCCCUCGACUCUCCCCUCACUCCUUCCUGCAAGCCAAGGCUACCAACUCCUCACCAUACACCAUCCUGGCUGGCCGGACCAGCCAACGUCUUCCUGGAUAACAAUUUUAUCGCUAAGUCGACAAUGAGUGGUGUGUAUCCGAGGGAUGAGUUUGUGAGGUCCCUGGGAGUAGACCAGUCGAUCUGCAUCACUGUGAGACCAGUGGCCACAGUGCACAACACUCGCACUGCCAUGCUGGGAGGGGCAAAGACAAACACC
Molecule: messenger RNA, 1024 nt
Organism: Halichondria panicea
Lineage: Eukaryota; Metazoa; Porifera; Demospongiae; Suberitida; Halichondriidae
Exons: 6
Coding region: 541-867 (108 amino acids)
Source: RefSeq, a predicted model, not a curated record